Messenger RNA from Piliocolobus tephrosceles (Ugandan red Colobus), 2797 nucleotides. It is a transcript of the gene METTL14, whose product is annotated as methyltransferase 14, N6-adenosine-methyltransferase non-catalytic subunit. The transcript has 11 exons. Gene Ontology annotation, biological process: mRNA modification. Gene Ontology annotation, cellular component: nucleus; RNA N6-methyladenosine methyltransferase complex. The record is from RefSeq and is a predicted model, not a curated record. Gene Ontology annotation, molecular function: mRNA binding. Lineage: Eukaryota; Metazoa; Chordata; Mammalia; Primates; Cercopithecidae. Bases 166 to 1536 code for a protein of 456 amino acids.
GCCAUUAUCGGCCGCGCCGGAAAUCCCUACCGAGGAAAGCCUUGAGGAUAAUCUGUUCAGAAGCUCACGGUGAAUAUAGUGUUCCACAGACUCGGAAGAAAGGUUGAACAAGGGUUCACUGGCGAUUGAUAAGUACUCGGGGUAGUGAAAAGCAGGAGUUGGAACAUGGAUAGCCGCUUGCAGGAGAUCCGGGAGCGGCAGAAGUUACGGCGACAGCUCCUCGCGCAGCAGUUGGGAGCUGAAAGUGCCGACAGCAUUGGUGCCGUGUUAAAUAGCAAAGAUGAGCAGAGAGAAAUUGCUGAAACAAGAGAGACUUGCAGGGCUUCCUAUGAUACUUCUGCUCCAAAUACGAAACGUAAGUAUCUGGAUGAAGGAGAGACAGAUGAAGACAAAAUGGAAGAAUAUAAGGAUGAACUAGAAAUGCAACAGGAGGAAGAAAAUUUGCCAUAUGAAGAAGAGAUUUACAAAGAUUCUAGUACUUUUCUUAAGGGGACACAGAGCUUAAAUCCCCAUAAUGAUUACUGUCAACAUUUUGUAGACACUGGACAUAGACCUCAGAAUUUCAUCAGGGAUGUAGGUUUAGCUGACAGAUUUGAAGAAUAUCCUAAACUGAGGGAGCUCAUCAGGCUAAAGGAUGAGUUAAUAGCUAAAUCUAACACUCCUCCUAUGUACUUACAAGCCGAUAUAGAAGCCUUUGACAUCAGAGAACUAACACCCAAAUUUGAUGUGAUUCUUCUGGAACCCCCUUUAGAAGAAUAUUACAGAGAAACUGGCAUCACUGCUAAUGAAAAGUGCUGGACUUGGGAUGACAUUAUGAAGUUAGAAAUUGAUGAGAUUGCAGCACCUCGAUCAUUUAUUUUUCUCUGGUGUGGUUCUGGGGAGGGGCUGGACCUUGGAAGAGUGUGUUUACGAAAAUGGGGUUACAGAAGAUGUGAAGAUAUUUGUUGGAUUAAAACCAAUAAAAACAAUCCUGGGAAGACUAAGACUUUAGAUCCAAAGGCUGUCUUUCAGAGAACAAAGGAACACUGCCUCAUGGGGAUCAAAGGAACUGUGAAGCGUAGCACAGAUGGGGACUUCAUUCAUGCUAAUGUUGACAUUGAUUUAAUUAUCACAGAAGAACCUGAAAUUGGCAAUAUAGAAAAACCUGUAGAAAUUUUUCAUAUAAUUGAGCAUUUUUGUCUUGGUAGAAGACGCCUUCAUCUAUUUGGAAGAGAUAGUACAAUUCGACCAGGCUGGCUCACAGUUGGACCAACACUUACAAAUAGCAACUACAAUGCGGAAACAUAUGCAUCCUAUUUCAGUGCUCCUAAUUCCUACUUGACUGGUUGUACAGAAGAAAUUGAGAGACUUCGACCAAAAUCACCUCCUCCCAAAUCUAAAUCUGACCGAGGAGGUGGAGCUCCCAGAGGUGGAGGAAGAGGUGGAACUUCUGCUGGCCGUGGACGAGAAAGAAAUCGAUCUAACUUCCGAGGAGAAAGAGGUGGCUUUAGAGGGGGCCGUGGAGGAGCACACAGAGGUGGCUUUCCACCCAGAUAAUUGUUGAAGACAUUGAACCUAUUCAUUCUCCUCUAACCUUCUUUAUUGUAAUUAAAUUUCAAGUGGGAGACUUAACUUUAGAACUCACUUCCAGCUUGCACUUUGCUUUAAUUUCUCUGAGCUGCAGGAAUGUCUUAGCCAGCCUCACUUGCAGUUGUUGCAAACACUGUCUAGUUUUUUUUCAGGAUGAAUGAAUAAUCCUGCCUUUUGUUAUGUGCAUGAACAGAAUGGAACAAUUCAAGUAGCUUCAUCUUCAGAGACUGAAUUUAUUCUGAUAGACUUCAACUAAUUACAAAGGAUUUUGCUAAUUUUGGGGAAUAAAUAAUGGAAAAAGAUCCAGUCUGUGGUAUCAUGCUAGUGCUGACAGGAGUUGGUAAUGCACAUCCUGUCACUGCUGCUAUAGCAAAUGGGGAGCUGUUUGGGGCCUUGAUAGAAUAGGGUUGGAACAGAUGGUAAGCUUCUGUCAGGGUUUUAACAUUUUCUUGAUGAAACAAUAAAAAGAGGUGAGCUUUUUUCUUCUUUUUUUUUGAGUUUUAAAUAAACUCAGAUAUAAUUUGAAUACUGAAGAAAUUAAGAGACUUUGAACAAAAUCACAUCUUCUCAAAUUUAAAUCUGAUAGGGGAGGUGGAGAUUCCAGGGAUGGGUGAAAGAAGAGAUGGAACUUAGUAGGCAGACUUUAAAAAAAAAGUUCAUCAUCGUAAUCUCAAUUUUGUGGCUACGACUCCUAAUCAUGCUUCCUAAGAAGCAAAGGAGGACAAAUAUUCAUGUGCUAGAUAGCACUCUGGUGUGGACUUGAACUGGGAUUGACCUUAAAUUUUAUAUUCCUCAAAUAAAAGAGAGGCAACAACAAGGCGCCUCAUUAUCAGAUGCUUGGUUUAAACAUUUUGGGACUAAAAUACUUGGUGAUGAAAUGACAUACACCUUUAAACUUCUUAUGGAGAUAGUUUAAUGUAAAACCAACUGUAGAAAACCCUCAACUUAAGGAUACAGCUUGGAAAUUGGAACUGCUAUUGCCGUUUAUUAAAACCAUAUGGUGUGAUGUUUGUUUUUAAAAUUAUAUAAGACUUUAUGCUGUCACUUCUCUUGCUAUACUGUAAUUCAUGUUUUAAAUGAAUUUGAUAAUGAAAUUAUACUAUUAUUCUUGAUGAAUACUUUUCUUAUUUUUAUGAUUUUUCUAAUGAAACUUUGAACUUUUGAGAUUUGAGUCUGUUUUCUAUAAGUAGAAUUACUGUUGUUACCAACUGAAAAAGGACUGACCUAA